Molecule: messenger RNA, 3933 nt
Organism: Cimex lectularius (bed bug)
Lineage: Eukaryota; Metazoa; Arthropoda; Insecta; Hemiptera; Cimicidae
Product: WD repeat, SAM and U-box domain-containing protein 1-like
Exons: 20
Coding region: 147-2669 (840 amino acids)
Biological process (GO): protein ubiquitination
Molecular function (GO): protein binding; ubiquitin-protein transferase activity
Source: RefSeq, a predicted model, not a curated record
CUUCGUUGACAACGAUAUCGACGAUGUGUGUUUUUGGUUACGCCCUGGAAACGAUAAGGGCUAUAGGGUGCAUUGUGCAGUAGCGUGCCGAGUCCAGUGACGACGGGCUGGAUCACGCUCUAGAUUUUUGACAGCCUGCAGAAACGAUGGGCAUGUGUGUGGAUUCAGCAGUAGCACUGCAGAGAAUAGCUAGACAUACGAGCGACGUGACGUCUUGCGAUUUCAGCGAUAGGUUCCAUCUCGCCUCAGGAUCUGGGGACAAGUCGGUCGCCUUGUUCGAGUGGAAGGCAAGCACAGGAUAUGUUGAAGUGCUAUUUUCACCGUUCACCGGGCAUAAAUAUGCAGUUACGAGUGUAAGAUUCUCGCCGAGAUACCCGCUUCUUGCAUCCGCUUCUGUUGAUGGCCACAUUAAUCUGUGGAAUAUCAAAACAGGAGACUGCAUCCAGACCCUGGUCCAGGCUAACGGAAGCGGGGUCAGGUGUUUGUCUUUUUCCCAGGACAGCAGCCUGUUGGCUUCUGGAGGAGAAGGAGGCAUACUGUGCGUCUGGUCGAUCACGCUUCAAAAGAUUACACUGAUUAAAGCAAUACAUGGACAUAAUGAAGAAAGUGUACAAGGCAUAUCAUUUUCACCAGAUCAGCAUAUUAUAGUUUCUGGUGAUGUCACAGGUACAUUCAAAAUUUGGUCUUUGGCCGCUUUGAGGGAAGAAGCCGAACCAUCGGCUUUAGUCACAUUCCGGGAUGCACACGACCUUGGUAUUAACUAUCUCGAGUUUUCCCCGGAAUUCACAUUGCAUACUGCCAGUCAUGGCCUGUUGGAAAACAUAUACCUCUUGGCCACUUGUGGAAACGACCAUACGAUCGCACUCUGGCAAGUGCACAUCAUCACAGAUGACAAGCAAAAUACGUUCUGUCGUGCAACCGUAUCAGGCCCUACGACACGUUUUAUUGGACACAAUUCGGCAGUCACUCAGGUGCGGAUUAGUCCCCGAGGGGACCUCAUCGCAUCUGCAUCCAUAGACAAAACAAUUAGAAUUUGGCAGAUAUCAAGUGGACGUUGUUUAAAGACUUUGGAAAAACAUUCUAGAUACGUGACUUCGUGUGCUUUUUCAUCAGAUCAAUCACUUCUGGUAUCAGGCUCCAAUGACAAAGCAAUAAUAGUUUGGGACUUAAAAGGAAAUCUCAACCUCCACUCAGACAUUGUUGGCCAUGGAUCAAGACAUUCUCCACAAUUCUUUUCAAGUGUGUUGUCAAACCCAAGUAAGGAAAAGGAUGUUAUACUUCUACAUGAAUUAGAAAACCAUCUCUCUUCUGUUAAUUCUAUUAGUUUCAGUAAAGUUUUACUUGUCUCAGGUGGCAGUGAUCAUAAGAUUAACAUUUGGAGAUGGACCGGUGCGAAUAAUAUCACCUUGCUACAUAGCAUAGAAAAUGCCCACAGGUACACAAUUAAUCAAGUUGAUAUUUGUGACAAGACGGGGAUAUUAGCUUCUUGUUCUCUAGAUGGGACAGUCGUUAUCUGGGAUCCAGAACUAGGGAAAAUUAAAAAAUCCGGAUUCCAUGUGAGCGGUUCGGGUGUUCGCAGUGUAAAAAUUUCUCCCGAUUCCCACCUAAUAGCAGCAGGUGGAGACGAUGACCUGCUUCACAUCUACAAUUUGGACACAUAUGAAACAAUUGCAAAAAUGUCAAUGGAUAACGAAAGCUUGACUGGGAUUAGUUUCACACCCGAUUCCAAAUACAUCAUGGCAGGAACAGGUGAAGGGCACUGCAAGCUCUUUUCGCUCAUGCCAACCGUCACACCUAUUUAUAUGUUGGAAAAUGCGCAUGAUUUGGGAGUCUCUGGAAUGGAUUUCGCAGAAACAGUUCAUGCUCAAUUGAUAAAUGAUGGCAGGUAUGAAUUAGUAACUGCUGGCCAAGAUGGUAUAGUUAAAGUGUGGAACAUAAACAUCAACUGCUCGCCAGCAGUUUCUAUAGUGUGGAAUUUGACCGGACACGGCGGAAGUGUCACGUGCGUUAAGUAUUCACCUUGCCUGGCGGAGUUAAUAGCUUCAACUUCGAUCGACAAGACGUGCAGAUUAUGGGAUCCAUACUCUGGGAACUGCCUUCAUGUCAUCGAGAGCCAACAGCGUGUAUUGACGUCCUGCGCAUUUUCACCGGAUGCCACAAUGCUUGCUACAGGCUCAUUGGAUAAGAAUAUUAUGAUUUGGAGAUUACCGGGCAUCAUAAAGUUUAGAUCAUUCAUGGCUAAUGAUAAUUGUAUUAAUAAUAUCGAGACAUGGAGUGUUGAUGUUGUCAAUAAGUGGCUACAAUCUCAAAAUUUUCCUCCAGGCAAUCUAACUGGUAAAAUGCUUUUAGAGACAUCUAUUGAAGAUAUUUUAUCUCAAUUGAACAUUGAUGAUAUGAGAAAGGAGCUUCUAGCCACAAGAUUAGCCGAGUUAAGAAAUAAAAACAAAAGCGGACCUCCUCAUGAGUUUUUGUGCCCGAUAACACACCAAAUCAUGCAGGACCCUGUAGUCGCAUCAGAUGGCUUCACGUAUGAAAGGUCAGCGAUACAGUCGUGGUUUGCAUCAGGGCAUUGUACAAGCCCGAUGACGAACUCUUACAUGGUGUCGCAAGAGUUGAAUUCUAACCGGUUGCUCAAAGAAAACAUUGUGGCCUACCUUUCAUUCUUCUAAACUUUUUUUUUAUAAUCACAAUCACAAAAAUUUUUUCUUUAAGUCUCAAUUCUUAAAAGGUGGUUUAACCACGUGUUGUUACAUAUAGAAAUAACUCAGGGUUUAUAACGUGCCUUAUGAAAUGACUGUUAACAAGUUGUCAUAAAUGUUGAUUUAAAUUGUUUUGGCAAUCAUAUUCAAAUUUUUAUCGCUAUCGUUAUAAUAAUACAAAACUUUUCUAAAUUUAUUAUUCUUGCAUUAUUAUACAGAAAUUUAUGCUAAUAUUAACCUUAAAGCAAUUAUAAAUUAAAAUAAUAUGAAUUCAAAGUUUAGCUUUGCAAUGCGGUGCUUAUGAUAAUAAAAGCUUCUGCCAAUGGGGGGUGCACUUUAAUAAUGUUUUUCCUCUUGGAAAACUCCCCAAUGGUUAAAAUAAAUAGAAUAUCUAAAAAUAUAUUUCAACAAGUUCCUUAAACGAACCUGAUUACUUAUAAAACUGAAUGAUAGUAACAAUAAUUAAAAUUAAUAAUAAACAAUAAUAGAUUUUUAUAGUUAAUAAAUUAUAUUUAAUAAGUUUUAACAGCUCUUAGAGAUGUCAAUUAAAUUAUUUAAAAUACAGUCCAGAGCAAAUCUCUUUUAACACGAUAGAAAGUUUAUUCUCAAAUAGUCCAGCGUAAUAUUUAUUAAAUUGUAAAAUAAACUUUACGUAAAAAAUUAUGUAUUUACGAACCGACUGGAUUGUUUUAACAUGCACAAUUAGUUAUAUGGAAUGAUCUAAUUAAAAAAAGAGACCUAUGGUUUCUAACCAUAUGCCACUAACUUAUUUGAAUUCUUAGAUGUAGACAAUAAUUCGGCUUAAAAUCAUUAUUCAAGUUAUUUAUUUAAGUAUUUAUUAGAUGAGAUUAGUCUAUUAAAAACAAAACGAGUCAGCAUCGUCAAUCAAUCAGAACGCUUUUUUCUUUCUGAAUCGGGUUAUGCAAUUAAUCUUAAAACAUUUUAAUUGUCUUUCACACGGAUCCUUGCAAUCAUUCAUAAUUCAAUCACUUUUUUUUUCAAUUAUUUAAAUAUUCUUAUUAAUAAAUCAUUAUUCUUAUCAUAAAAGGAUAAAAUUAAGGCUAUAAUUUUUAAUUUUUUUGGGGCUUGAUUAAAUGAUAAAGGAAACAUUAGUUAAUCAUUGUAGUACUUAGGAUAAGUGUAGAGGCUAUAAAUUUAUUUUUAUAAAUCCACUUAUUUUUUAUAUGUUGUAAGGCUUGUUAACAGAAAUUAAAGUUACCAAAGUUAUACUUUA